AAAACAUUUAUCGGAGUUUUUUAUAAUGGGUAAAAAAAACAAAGGUGGCGGCAAAAAACGAGGAAGAAUACAUAAGCACCGUUAUAAGAAGAACAAGCAGCAAUCGCCGCGCAAAGGCCGCAAAGCCUUACUCGGUGAGGUUGCAGAAGAAACAAACACGUGCCCGACAACAGUUGAAAAUAAAGCGCUUUCAGAACCCUCUUGCUCCAGGACAACGCUGGAAAUGGAGCUACAAUUAAACACCGAUGCUUCUACAACAAUGACGUCGCAAUUCCAAAAGUUUAAGGAUAGUUUGGUAAAAAAGAAGCUUAAGCGCUUGCAGAAGAAGAAAUCUCCAAAAUCAAAUUCGAAUAAAAGCUAUUCAGUAAAGCUUGUCAAUUCCAUUAAACGUCGAGCAGUUAACUCACAAAGCAAAAAUGCAUCAGCUACACCCACAAAUAAAGGAAAUGUACAACUACAGCAAGUCACAAAGCAGCAGCAACAGAAACAACAGCCGCAGCAAAAUUCACUGCCUAAGCCCACGUUUUAUCCCACCGGACAACAAAAAUCCGAAGUAAAAGAGGGCGAGAUAAUCGAAGAGAUUGAGAGCAGCGAUGACGAUGACUGCAUUGUCCUGGAACCGCAUAUGACUAAAAUCACUAUAGACACAGAUGACGAGCCGGACGAUGAGUCAUCGAAGGAGCCAGUUGCCGCCAAAGCAGAGGAUAAAAAUACCGUAGUUAAUUUCUUUAAGGUAGAUACUAGACGCAGACAUCAGUUAUGGGCACGUUUCGUAAAUGGCACAAGCCAGAAUAGCGUAUUAUAUAACAAAAGUAAUGCGCGUCCAUUAUUAAAGGAAAAUACGUCGUGUAUUAUCAUUGAUGAUGGCGGCGAUGAGGCCAAGAAAGUAGAACAGAAACAGCCUGUUGCACAGAAUUUAUUAGAUGAUAGUGUGAUAUUUGUACAAGAAGAUUUUAUACCGCUGUCGAGUGGUAAAGAUGAUGGUGCUGGUGAUGGUGUUAGUCCACAGCGAAAGCGUCAUUCAAAGUCGACAGAAGACGGACCGAAAGCUCCUAAAACACCCAAGAUGGUCACACAGCGGAUGAACGAAGGCCUAUUUACCUCAACGGAGCGCAAAAAACUCGCCGAUUAUAAUAGCAAUACAUAUAAUCCAGGAGUAGAGUCGAAUGCGCCAGUAACUCAUAAACGUUCCAUUAUCAUAGACGGCAGCAAUGUGGCCUUUGGUCAUGGUCGCUCCAAUAUAUUUUCUUCGGAGGGCAUAAAAUAUUGUGUGGAGUACUUUGAGAAGAUGGGGCACGAUGUGAAGGCUGUAAUUCCAUUGUUUCGACGAAAUAGUAACAAAUCAUCGAAUCCUGCCCUGCUCGAUCAACUGUAUAAAGAGGGCAAAAUUGUAUUUACACCCUGUAAAAAUUUACCCAACCAACAGGCCAUCAGCUAUGAUGAUCGCUUUAUACUUCAGUUAGCUUAUGAGCGUAAUGCAGCAGUUGUCUCCAAUGAUAACUAUCGGGAUCUCAUCAAUGAGAAUGCGGCAUUUAAAAAGAUCAUUGAGAAUCGUGUAAUUGGAUAUUCCUGGUGCGAUAAUAUACUGAUAUUACCAAAGGAUCCGUAUGGAAGAUUUGGGCCACCUUUGGCUGAAAUUUUACGUUGUUAGCGUUCAUAUUCUUUUUCCAAUU
Drosophila arizonae is the source of this 1673-nucleotide messenger RNA. RefSeq lists its product as uncharacterized. Gene Ontology annotation, cellular component: nucleus; cytoplasmic ribonucleoprotein granule. NCBI's taxonomy places the organism in Eukaryota, Metazoa, Arthropoda, Insecta, Diptera, Drosophilidae. The record is from RefSeq and is a predicted model, not a curated record. Gene Ontology annotation, molecular function: RNA endonuclease activity; mRNA binding.